AUAUAUGUUGUCCAGGGCAUUUUAUUCUCUAAAUAAACAAUAAUGAUGUUGGAAGGUUGCUAAUGUAUUGUAUCUGUUGCGUUUGUUAAUCUUUAUUUAACAAGAUGGCACAGAUGGAAGACAUUCUAAAAGAUCCUGAUGCAAUAGAUGCCUGCAGGCACCUUCUACAUUGUUAUAAUAACGAUCUAGGCGUAGAUGUGUUAAAGGAAAUGCCGGACAUAAAGACGGCAUCAGCUUCUUUUCUAUCGCAAAUUGCUGGUAAACCUGCUGAACAAGUUACAGAUACACUCGAGAACCUCAACCAUGCAGGGCUGAUUGUUAAGGCCUUACGUCAUAAAGCUGUGCUAAAUAAUACUAGUGAUAUAAUUCAGAGCGUUGGAGAAGUCAACGAACUAAUGGAUAAUUUGGAUGAGGUGACGGAAUCUGUUGCCGAGUUGAGGCAAAGUAUCGAUACUCGUUAUGGAAGUUCCAUCAUACUGUACAAGGAGUUGGAUGAUGACAUAAAAAAGCUUGAACGCAUAAGUGCAGUACAGUCGUACGUAAUUGAUUGCAUUGAAGUGCUAAACAGUAUAUCUGCCUUAAAAUUGGAGAUCCAGAAUUUGGGCACUUCACUGUCAGACUUUGUUUCACUCCUAAACACGGCACAUAAACUAUCAGAGGUGCUUAUUGAAAUAGAUGGCAUGCAACACAACGAUAUGCGAGAUUUUAUAUAUAAACACUCUAAUCAACUCAAAAGCGAUAUAGUGAACCUGACAUAUGAUGGUGGUAUAGGCAAUCUGGUAAAACGCGCUGAAGCAUCUGGUAGCGAUCAGGGACUUUUAAACGUUAUCACAGUAUGCCAUCUCAUAUUCAGAGAAUUGGGAGUUGCUCCAGAAUGUUCAUUGCGUUUGGUUGACGAAAUGGUUGCAUCUACGGGGAGAUGUAUAGAUAUGCAUCAACUUAUGAACGCUGACUCAUGUGAUAACAUGUGGCAGCAGUUUUUCAUCUCACAAUUCGCAGAGUUCAUGGCAAAGUACAAAAAAUGUCUUAUAGCACUCUACACGUUUUGUAGAUCUGUAAAUUUCCGUGUCAGUGAACACUUGGAAAAGAAUGAGCAGCAUCUUUUAACCGAUUGUCCUACACUAUCGCAAACAACACAUUUUGUACACAACCCUUUUGAACUGUAUGCAGCAUGUGAACUAUAUGCGAAACGCUCCUUGGGUAUAAUACAAACUGUACUCAAUCACCUAGAAUCGCAGUCAUCGUCAUCUGAUCUUUCUGAUGUUGUAAUGCUGGCUCCACAGCUAAUAACCAUGGGUGAAUGUACCCAUGCCGAUUUGAAGCAUGUAAAAAUUCAUUUUAAUCUUCAUGGGCAUUACUUCAGGGCCAUUUGCGAAAAGUACGCAAAGGAAUUUAUGACCAAAGCGGCCGAGUGUAUAUUACCUGAGUCUAAGACAGCUUUUCUUGGUUGCUACAGGCUACUAAAACAGAAUGAUGUCAACAAUAUGAAGGAAUUGUCACCUGAACGUGAGUUACAUGUUGCAUCCUCUCUGGUGCGCACUUUGCCUACCAACGACAAUCUGGCACAAAUGAUCUAUGAGUUUUUGGAUAAAUCACGCUGCUGCGAUACAUUGCACCAACAUGUGCUCCAAAUUGCUAAUUCUGCCGUACACAAUAUACUGAAUGGUGCCAAGGUAGCCUCUACUAACUCAGGACAUAGGCUAAUGCUUAGUGAUGGAGGGAGUAAAAUUGCUCUGAGGAAGCCUAAUGAUAUGCAGAAUGUUAACAUUCGCUUAUAUCAGUAUUUGACGUCGUUAGUAAACAUCCUUGAACCUUGUAUGACAAGGUCAUCUGACCAAGAAUCGCAAUUGUUUCAUACCCUCCAAGAAUGUAAAACUGUAGAAUUAAUAGACCACUGGGCUGACGAUGUUGGAGAAACAUUAUGGCAUACAGUGUCAUAUAUCAGUUCGGGUGGAUGUCAAGAAUUUGGAUGGUUUGUACAUCAGGUCCUGACAGCUGCACAGCAUAUGGUCAAAAUAUGCAAGUUCCUACGAGAAAACUAUUUUAACCAUUUACCAACUGAAGGGCGCAUGAAGAUAUUUAAACGGUUGUCAACUUAUGCAAUUUCAGCCUUUGUAAUCUAUUCGAUCACAGUAUGGCCCCUGGAGGAGGAUGACAAAAUGUCACUACUAGGAGUUAUGACCGACCUAGAGAUGGAAUUAGCUGAAAUAUCAAAUGAGUCGCUUCACAAAACUGAAUCUGACUAUCUCCUGGCAUUCAGGAGGCUGCUAUAUCUAGGGGAUGAAUUGUUCGAUAUGAUUAAAACGACAGAUUUUCAAUCGCAUGCUUGUUUAUGGCUACCGUUGGAUGUGAUAGCAUUGCAUCUUGUUACUCGUAUAGUAAAUGAUGUGGAUAUUCCACCAGCUCUGCGUGAAGAAGUAAUGCAGUUACCAUUGCACAAGUUCAUGGGUGAACCAAACAUUCAUGCAAUGUUGUCUAGAUUCCACACGUCAAUGCUCAAAUAUAAGAAUGGAAUUGCUAAUUCAUCAAGUUUAGGUAAGAAACUGGGUGAGUACUUGGGUAAGUUUAAGAUGCUGGAAUCUGUUUUCGGGCAAAGAUUGGAAGAUACGUUUGCUUUCCUUUCUUCACAUUGACGUUUGAUACUCUGUUUCCUAGCAACACUAAUAUCAUUAAAAGUUA
Molecule: messenger RNA, 2679 nt
Organism: Babesia bovis T2Bo
Lineage: Eukaryota; Apicomplexa; Aconoidasida; Piroplasmida; Babesiidae
Exons: 1
Coding region: 105-2633 (842 amino acids)
Source: RefSeq, a predicted model, not a curated record